AUGCGGUCCCUGUACCGUACUGCACUGCCUAGCGCUGCCCUAGCCCCUGCGUUAGGACGGCAUUCUGCACUGCAAUGCGAUCCCUGUACCAAAAAACCGUACUGCAAUGCGGUCCCUCGCUGCCCUAGCCCCUGCAUUAGGGCGGCAUUCUGCACUGAGGCCGCUUUUCUCGCCACACUCUCACAAGCACCAGCUCCAUCCGGUCGUCGUCAUUCGGUCGUAACCAUUUCUAAAGUGCCAACAACCUUGUUUGGCCGCUCACGUCGUGAAUCAGUUGCCGCUUAUCCAGCGGGUAGCAGCCGAGUACUGAACUCCCGUCGUGAAAGCAAAACCUCAACUGGGCCACCAUCCACAGAUCCCAUUGGCAGUAUACACAAUCUACAAUUGGAUAUAAUGGACGACAUCGUACAAUCCCGUAAGGCACGCAUGAAACUGUGGAAUACGAGCAGCGAAAAAGUUUGCGAAGUGCAAACAUUAGAUGAAGUCGGUGGUGGAACACCACAACGGUAUACAAAUCGCCGCUAUUCGGAAUGUGUUUCCGGUGGCACUUCACCAGCACCCAAUAUGAGACGCGCCUCCGAGCAUCCAGCUAUCAUUUCACCAUGUAUUUUACAACCGGGCAGCAAUCGUUCCUCCACAAAGCGCAAGAAGAGCGGCGGUCUGCUAAGCACUUCUAUUUUUAGCACACUCACCUCGUCAGCCAUUGAGAUCAACAAAUUUGAGGACACAAUUCCGACAGUCGUUUUGCCAUCGUCUGCGAGCGCUAGUUCGACUGGUGCUACCGCUAAAACAAAACCAACAUCAAGUGGCGGUCUAACAGCGUCAGCUGGUGCCGCCGCAACCAGUAGUUCUUCAUCGAAUCUGCUAGAUCCCAAUGCGGGUCGGUCCACGCGUUCGAACAGUUUCGAUGUUUCCAUACUCAACAAUGCCAAACAGUUGGUAAGCAAUGCACAAGACAAUAGCUCAGCAGCGCUUUCCGGUUGGUUUGAGAAGCGGCACCAGCCGAUGGCACGCAAGAAGAGUAUACGCAGCAAAAGUACUGCUAUGGCACUUUCCGAGGAUAUGUUGAAACGUUUGCAGGCUAAAGAUGUAUUGCGUGAGAGUAAACCGAAACUGGUGCCACGAAGCAAGCAAAAAAGCUGGGCGGAUACGACAAAGGGCACAAUUGUCGAUGCGACUGUGAUUGGUUCGGCAAUUGAGGGUUUUCUACGAAAAGGAUCGGUAUCAGGACCUUCCGGUAGUUCGGGUAGUACGCCAAAGAGUGGUGGUAGCACCAAGUCUGGUGGUCUGCUAAACAAAGAUACGGGUAAACGUAGUGCUCGGAGUAGCGCACAAAGUCAGGCAACGAAUGCGGUACGCUCAACACUAAAUUGGUUUGGCAAGGCGGACGAAGAUGACUCGAAGGACACCUGUGAAGCGUCGCUCUGUUCAACGUUAAAGGAUUUAUUUGUGAAAUAAUUAACAGUGCGACGACUGUUCAAGUAAAUAAGCACGGUCCGACGUUGGGUAAGCGUACGCUAUUUAUAAAAGUGUGAUAUUUGAAGAGAUGGCGGAGGAAAGCGAUAAGAGAAGCAACUAGUUGUUAGUUUUUGAUUUUUCAUACCAAAACAUUAAAUGCUGAUUAUGUUUGUAUAAAAUAAAAAAACAGACAUUUAGAGUCUGAAGUACCUUCCGGUUCCUGUGUAUACAGAAAAACUAUAUAUAUAUAUAUAUGUGUGUAUAAUAUGCUAACGCAGAAAUUGUAUAAAAAUAUUGUAUAACUAAAUUAAUUUCAAAAUAAAUUAAAUGUAAUUAGAGAAAAUAUAAUAUAAAUAUUUAUGAAAAUUACUUCAUAAGAUGUAGUGAUAACGUUAGUUCAAUUGAGGUUCAAUAAAAAAAAGUAUAACUGAACAAAUACUAUAUAUAAAUAUGCGCAAUCGGAUAUUUACUUUGAUUGGGUUUCUUAAUAUUAUGCUAAAAGCUCAGAACUCCUUCGAAUAACCAACCUCCUGGUUUUCUUGAAAAUAUUCUUCAUAAAAUAAUACGGUUUUCAAACUCAAAAGCUUAUAAUUCCAACUGACUGCAAACCUGUUCCAAUUUUAUACAGAAAUAUAUCUAUCUAUCGAUAUUUCAAUAUAUUUAAAGUAUACAGAAUAGUUUUGCAUUCUAUGUAAUGGCUUGCAGAUAUUUGCCAACUUUCAUAACUAUUGUCUACAACUUCUGAAAUAACAAAAAUGUGAAGGUUCAAAAUCAAUUUGUAUUAACUUAAAUAAUAAGAAAAAACCGAACAGAGCAUUAGCAAGUCCUAGACAUAUUUGUAACAAACACUAGUAGGUAAAGUCAGUCAAAAAAUUGUGCAUUCAAUACAUAAUGACAAUGCAUUAUGGGUGAACUAGGAUAUUGUACAUACCCAGUUGAUGUAAUAUAAUACAUGGUAUACCUAAAAUGUUCACCAUUAUUAAAUAGUACAAUAUUAUCACCAGUAUAUUGAAAAAAUAUUAAAUAGUUUAUUUAAAAUGCGAGCGUCAGUUAAAAAUUUAUUUGAAUCAUUAACCAACAUACAGAUUUACUUUAGCGAAAAUAAAUUAUAUAUAUUUACUAUCGCGCCCUCUUUGCUUUACUAAUUAUCAAUUAAAUUACUGCGGAGGAUAGCAUCAAAAUCAAACAUUGAGAUACCUUACACCAUUUGUGGUAAAAAUAUAUGCCACACCAUACAAGUCGAGCUCAUUAGCUCACCAGAUCUCAGUCGCUAAGACGCAAUAAACUAAUGAAAGUAUUUCGAAACUUUAGUUAAUAUUUUUGGAAUAGCCGUGAGUGUUAUUGAAAUAUAUGACAGAAAUGAAAUAUAGCAAGAAUAAUGACGAGUACUGACAUAACAAUUGUUCUGUUAUCAGUUAGCUCUCUUGCAAUUAUCUCUCAGAUAUUCAGUGAAAUGUGUUACAUAGAUUUCGCUCUUCACUAAGUUUAAAGCAAAGCGUAUUCUUCGCUCCCAAAAUGUUUAUUUCAAUCGAUAUUAGGACCACGAAUUAUCUACACUUCCCGCAGAAAUGGCAAAAAGAAUUUAAGUUGUUUGCUAUUCUCCAAGCUGUUAAUCCGUAUUGAGGGGCUAUACCAGUGUAACCCAUGAAAAAUUAGGCGAUUUUCGUAAAUUUUUUUUAAAAGAAAGUACUCGAUUGAUUGUUUCGAAGUUUUUUACACAUAAUAAGGUAUAUUUUCAGUUACAUUUCAAUUUUUUUUUUACAAAAAUAUUGAAAAAUAACGAAUAUAACCUGCAUUCGGUGGUGCCAAAAAAAAAGUUCCCUAACUGCUGACUUAAUUCCGGCCGAAUGAGUUGCUAAAAAAAAAUUCAAAAAGGCGAAUAAAUUUAAUAUAUUUUCUAUACAAUGACCUACGACGAUUUUUGAAAAAUAUCAAAAAUUGACAAAAUGGCGUAGUUCUGAAAAACAAUUUCAUUGUUUUUUUUGGGUACAAAAUUGACAAUUUUCAACCAAUCAAACAGAUCGUAGUCAAUAUAUUCAAGAAUACUCAGUUUAAAUUUGAAGUCGAUCGGUCAAUGUAUCGUUGAGUUAUGAUGUCAGCAAUUUUGAGAAAUGUCGUUUCGAGAAAGACGCGUUUGUCGACUAUAGCUGCCUAUACCAUCGAACGCUGCCAUUCAAAAACUAUUCAAGAUAUGAUCCGCUUUCACUGAAUAUUUUUGAAAGUAUAAACUAUGCAAUAAGCAAAAAAUAAAAAAAAAAAACGAUUUUUUGAAAAUGUCACACUGGUAUAGCCCCUUAACUGCUUAAUCAGGCUUAAUUCGAGAGUUAACUCAAUUAAUUCCGUUGCUAACACCCAUUUAAUUCUAAAAAUUUUAGAGAGUUAGUGAAAGUUAGUAGCAUUUUCGUAACGUAUUUGAACAAUUUUCAAUAAUUAGUGAUUUUGUACUAAUUUUAGGGCUAACAACCGCAAUAUUUGCCUUUGAUCCCAUUUUAUUCUACCAAACUGAAAAUAUAAUUGCCAGUCAGCUGUUUAAGUGAGUUUCAAAAUCACUUUGCUGCCGUCUGUCACCUCUGUUUAAGUGCGGAGUUAAUCGGCAUUAACGGUGCCGUCUGUCAAGGCUAUUAGAGUUGGUUGUUAAGUUUCAGUUGUUCCAUUCAAAUAAUUUAAUCGAUUUAACAUUUCAUCCUAACAGUAAGCAGGAAUCGAUAUAAUUUAUAUUUUAUUGAGAUUAUUGAAAUACGAUGUUUAUAUACUUAGGUAUUUUUCAAACUUUAGAAAUCAUCAGAAAACAGACAAUUUAUUUUAAAACUUCAACUAUGUGAGUUCUGUUGAAUUCUAAUUUAAUAUGUAUGUAUAUAUGAGUAAAUAAAAAAAUUACUAAACGGUAAUUAGUAAAGCUAAACAGAAUAAACUAGUAGUUCAUAUAAUUAGGAAAUACGGAAUCCGUAACUACUAAAUAAGACAAAAUUACAACAAUAAUAUUGCAACAGUAUGCACGCUAUUUGUAAAACAAAUAUUUACAACUAAUAACAAAAUAAAUAAAAUAUCUGGCGCUCUCUGCUCUACUCAUUCACCGCUUCCUUUUACUGCGAUUUUUCGAAGGAAAUUCGCUGCAAUAAAUAUCUCGAUGUGGCAAAAAAAAAAAGACAAUUUUUUUUCUAUUUUUUUUUUGUUUGACAUAACAGCCAAAUUAAAGCAAAAUGCAAAUAAAAUGAAAUACGUUAAUAAAAAAGUGCGUAAAUGGAAUUUUAAUAACUAACAAAUAUAGCGACCAACAGUGCUCAUGGAGAGAUAUAAUGACUGCAAAACCAUAAACCAAAUAACUAAAAAUAAUUAAAUGCAAUAAAAACAAAAGUUUAUGCAACAAAUCUUGAUAUGCAAUGCAAUGAAAAAAGUGCUACAAAAGCAAAAAAAUAAAAACCGAAAACAUAUAUGUAUGUAUGUAUGUAAAUGUAUGUAGUCAUGUGUGCAAACAUAUGAAACAUUCCAUGUUUUUCACAUACAAAUUUGCAUUCGAUUCAAUACCAUUUUGAAUAUGCUACUUAAAUGUUACACAGUUAUAAUGUAACUUUCAUAAAUGUGAUGUUUAAUGUUUUUUAUUCAGAUAUGUAAAAUAACAAUGACAACUUUUUCUCAAUAUACUAUAUGUGUAUGUUUGUAUGUAUGUACUUGUGUAUGUAAAAAUAUGCGUUUGUGCAGCACGAAAGGAUUAAUAGUCGGCUGUUAUGGUAAUUAUGGUGAUGUCAUAUUGAUAAAUGCUAAGCUAGAGAGUAUGUGAGUGCACGUAUGGCACGAAAAUAACUAAAAAAAACAUGUUGUUUAUUUAAAAAAUUUACGAUUUUUUUUGGAAUUUUUCGAUAAGCAUUUGAAUGUUCAAUUUUCUGGCGAUAUAAUAUGAAAAAGAUAUACUUAUAACUGUUUAACCUUUCCUUUUUUGUAAUGCUUUCAACUGCAAUUAAUUUUAAACGCUCUUAACAGAAAUUUUAAUAAAGUACACACACCUGAAUGCAUCAGAUAAUAGAUUUUAUAUAAAAAAAUGUUGUUAAAAACCAAUCAAAUGAAAUGCAAAGUUAACUCAACCAUUAAGCGCAAAUAAAUGCACGAAAAAACAAGAUAAAAUGUUAAAACAGAAAUGUAAAAAAAAAUUACAGUUAUCUAUUGUAUAAUAAGUCAUGAAAAGAGCCAAUCAAGAAAACUAUAAAAAUAAAUUAAUUAAUUUAAUGUAGGUUUGUAGGUUAACAAAUGCAGAUUUUGUUGAACUACGUGCAUAUGCACAUGCAAAUAAUAUGAACAUACACAGCAAACAGUCGUUGAUGAAUAUAUGCAUAAACUAAAAAUACAAAUGAAAAUUGUAUGAAUAUAGAUAAGUAAUUGAAAUCCCACCAGUGUUUAGCUGUAUUAUUGCAUUAAAGCGCAAUUGUAAAUAAUUCAAUGUGUGUGUGUAAUAAACAAGCUGGGCUUGCCUAUAUAGUAUCACUGUAACAAACAUAAACAAAAACAAAUCAAUAAUGACAAUACUAAUAAAAAUUGUGUUUGAUAUUUACCGUUGCUAGAUAUAUAUUACAUACUUACAUGUACACAAAGUACAAAUAUUUACAACUAAACUCAACUAAAUAUGCUCUAAAAAUAAAAUACUAAAUUUAAUUUUCAAUAUUGCAGAACUAUUAUAGAAUAUAUGGCUUCAUGUACUUUUUUCCUUAAACUAAAAUACUGAAAAUAACAGGAAUACAUAAAAAGAGCGAUCGUUAAAAAUAUUAUAACCGUAAAAUAUUUAGCUUCCAAAAAGUUCUAUUUGGUUUGGUAGUAAUAAUUCAAAUAGAUAACAAGUUCUGAUGAAAUCGAAUAUUUUAUACUUUCGCAAAUUAAUGCUUGAAUGUUAUUAAGAUAACACACAAUUUGACCCAUAUAUUUGGGAUAAACUCCAAUAGAAUAAGGAAAAUCAUUAUAUAUAGUAUAUGAGCGCUAUAUAUAAUAUAUGAGCGCCGAUUUCACUCAUUUUCACCACCAAGGCACACCAUAUCCAAAGCAUAUAGUCACUCACUUAAUUUUGCUAAGAUAUCUCACAUAUUAACCGAUUUACGCGGUAUAAGGCCCACCGGAAGUUUGAUAAUCCGAAUAUAAGGUAUAUGGCAGCUAGGGGAAGUUAUGACCCGAUUUUAAUAAUUUUUAGAACAGAGUCAAACUAUUAGAAGAAGAAAAUAUGAUCUGAAUUACAUUAAAACAUCUAAGAGAUUUUCCGAUAUUUUCGGAGUAAAAUUACCCUAAGGCACUGAGUUCUUCAUGUUCGCUAUCCGGGGCCUUAAAAAGUUAUAAGCCGAUUUCACAACAAGUGAAGCCACAGAUGAUUCCACAGUAUUUGUAUAAAGUUUUAGUCCGCUAUUCUUCAUCGGUUCCUUAUAAAGGGAAUUCAGAUGGAAUUCAAAAUUGAGUUAAAUGGAAAGUAGUCGUAGUAUCAAGAAAGUAUUAUAAACUGAAUUUCUUUGAAAUUGGUCGAGUAGAUAUGGUUUUUGACCCAUAAGUGGGCCACGUGGCGUAGUGCGUGGCGCCCGUUUAAAAAAAAUCUGCUUAAAAAAAUGUCAUUCAAAUAUACCUCUUCCUAUUGCGAUCCUUUAUACCAAAUUGCAUAUCUUUAUUUAUGGCUUAGUUAUGAUACUUUAUAGGUUUUUGGUUUUCGCCAUUUUGUAGUCGUGGCAAUGGUCCGACAAUGGUCGCUCAUUU
Messenger RNA from Zeugodacus cucurbitae (melon fly), 7176 nucleotides. RefSeq lists its product as uncharacterized. The coding region runs from base 1 to 1458 and encodes 485 amino acids. The record is from RefSeq and is a predicted model, not a curated record. NCBI's taxonomy places the organism in Eukaryota, Metazoa, Arthropoda, Insecta, Diptera, Tephritidae. The transcript is spliced from 3 exons.